GUUGAAAGACAGAAAAAGUCCAUGGGUAUAUUUAGCAAUAUCAAAGGGUGUACUAAACAUUUGUAAUCGAGUAAAAAUCACACCCGAAUUUAUCAGGGAAUGUGUAAUAUGAUAGGAUGUAGCUAACACUGGCUAGCCAUACAACAAUUAAUUUGGAGGGCUUCUCGUCUUGUGUCUUCAGCUCCAAUGAUUUGUGCAUGAAAGAAUAAGUAACUAUGUCUCGAGUUACCAAGAAAGCGUCAUCUGUCUGUACAGACAGCCCACUGAGCAUGAAUGAAGUCUGUCGGAAGAUGACACUGAUGAGGCAGAUCCUCACCUCUUGUUUCGGACCCAAUGGUAGACUGAAGCAAGUCCAUAACAACGUUGGUGGACACGUCCUGACCACCUCCACCUCUACGUCCCUACUUCAAGCUGUUUCCUCAUCGGAGCCGUUACUCAAACUUAUUACUGCCUCCAUCUUAAACCACCUGUCUCGGUUCAGUGACUGUGGUCUGUACACUGGCAUCCUCUGUUUUUCCCUCAUUGACCAUGUUCAGAAGUCAGGCUUGAGACCAAGUGUUGCGAUCAAAAUCAACAAACAACUAUUGGAGGUUUGCACCAGUUUCCUCAACCAGGAGGACUGUGGCUGUAAAGUGAAUGUCGAUUUCAACAGCUGCCAGAGCUUGGUGACACUAGCCAGGAGUGUCAUCUCUAGCAAACCUGCCUGUGUGUUGACUGGGGGUGAACAACAGCAUAUCAGCACGUUGGCUGUCCAUGCCUUUCUACUGACUGUCCCCUGUGGUGACACCCCGGGCUCCCCAGACAGAGUCCGUCUUGGUAGGACUGUGACUGUCUCCAUCGAGGGACAGUUUGUGCUAGAUUCUGCAGUGUUUCCAGGUCUGCUGGUGAAUCUCCCAGACAUGCAGCUUCACCCCACAGACUCGGAGAGAACCAGACGGGAGCCCGGUCCCUUCCGACUAGCCCUGUUCACGGUGUCUCUCUCAGGGGAUCUAUCUGAGUUCGGAGAGGGGUCCCUGGAGGUGCACAGUGGAUCCCCAGACCCAGAAGACCUCAUCCUGGAUGAGUUACUGAAGCUGGGAGAGCAGGCCGUUACAGACCAGGUGGAGGUGUUUAUGUGUCAGAGAGUAAUACACCCUGUACUGCAGCAUUACCUCCGGAGGCACGGCGUCUUGGUCGUAGAGAGACUCGGCAUUGCACUCAUCCAGCCCAUUGUUCAAAUGACAGGUGCUCAAGCAGUGGCGUUGUACCAGACCCCUAUCCCUCCUGAGGCCUAUGGCCAGGUGAAAGGCUGCUGUGUCAGGACCGUUGGAUCCAGAGAGAUGCUGCAUCUCCUUCCACCUCGGGAACCAGCACCAGCUGUCUGCACUAUGGUCCUCUGCCACAGGAACGACACCAUGCUCAACGAACUGAAGGCUGCGUGUCAGAGGGCAGAGCAUGUGUUGAGGCUGACCCUGAGAGACCCGGUCGCUCUGCUGGGAGGAGGAUGCACUGAGACACACAUGGCAGCCUACAUCAGUAACAAGGGCACUACUGAAGCAGCGGAGGUAGCGUUAUCCCUGGGAGUCUCCCAGUCUCAGUACCUACUGGGACUGGACGGGUUCUGUUCCUCCCUGGAGGCUGUAGCCUUGGCCCUGGUGCACGAUGGAGAAACCGGCCUCGUAGACCUCAGCUACGCCCACCACUGGUCUGUGCCCCAGGGAGAGGCUGUUCAUUCUGGUACUGUGCUCCAGGGAGAGGCUGUUCAUUCGGGUACUGUGCCCCAGGGAGAGGCUGUUCAUUCUGGUACUGUGCUCCAGGGAGAGGCUGUUCAUUCGGGUACUGUGCCCCAGGGAGAGGCUGUUCAUUCGGGUACUGUGCCCCAGGGAGAGGCACUCCAGCGGGGUGAUGGAGAUGAGGUUCCAGCCACCUGUGGCUGUGGCCUGGUGGAGAGGAGCGCCAGGCCUGGGCUGGAGUGGACCCCCCUCAACACCAGGUACCCUUCACGUCCUGCCCCCCUGGUUGUGGGUAAGGACACUCCCCCUCAGCUCAGGGUGCUGGACUCCUUCACAGCCAAACUCAAUGCUUUGCAGGUUGCCGUGGAAAUGGCUAAUCUGGUACUGGACAUUAGAUACGUCAUCCAAGAUGUCAACUGACACCAACCUCUCAUCCAAAAUGUCAACUGACACCAACCUCUCAUCCAAGAUGUCAACUGACACCAACCUCUCAUCUGACACAAACAUCUCAUCCAAGAUGUCAACUGACACUAA
Messenger RNA from Oncorhynchus gorbuscha (pink salmon), 2246 nucleotides. RefSeq names its product MKKS centrosomal shuttling protein (gene mkks). Gene Ontology annotation, molecular function: ATP binding. The transcript is spliced from 6 exons. NCBI's taxonomy places the organism in Eukaryota, Metazoa, Chordata, Actinopteri, Salmoniformes, Salmonidae. Gene Ontology annotation, biological process: developmental process; cilium assembly; chaperone-mediated protein complex assembly. The coding region runs from base 216 to 2132 and encodes 638 amino acids. The record is from RefSeq and is a predicted model, not a curated record. Gene Ontology annotation, cellular component: kinociliary basal body; cytoplasm; nucleus.